Messenger RNA from Drosophila navojoa, 702 nucleotides. RefSeq lists its product as uncharacterized. The record is from RefSeq and is a predicted model, not a curated record. Lineage: Eukaryota; Metazoa; Arthropoda; Insecta; Diptera; Drosophilidae.
CGCUUCAGAGAAACGCCGCCAAAGCUCGUUCGCAGGGCAGUCGCGCGCAGUCGGCGCCCGUAAAUAGGCAACGCAUAAUUUGGGAUUAUAAUUUGAGCUGCUUUGCAGCCGAAUUGACAAUUAGUUUAUUUAUUUUCGUUUCACUGUUUCACUGUUGUUGUUGUUGCCUUUAUUUGGUGAAGAAAGCAUGCGAGAAGAACAAUAGCACUGCAAUAUGGAGAUGUCGGGCUAUCAGGAUAUAAGCGCACUCGAAAAAUCGGUGGCCAAUGCUGGCAGCCAGCUGUACACGAUGGCCCACAAGCUGCACGCCGUGGAGCGCAGCCUGGACCAGACGGCCAUGGAGCAGAUGGACGAAAUGGAGGUAAUGGAGCUGCUCGAGUCGAUGACCGAGGUGAAGAACGAGUACCAGAACCUGCGCAAGGACAUACAGGAGGUGCAGCAACUGCAGCGUGACGUCAGCACGUCCAUACGCUACCAAAUGACCAACAUGCAGCAAACAUUCCAAAUGCUAAAGAAACGCAUAGCCAGCACACAGCAGAGGCGUGGCCAUCCACGGGAUCAGCUGCCGGGCCCAGCGACAGUUGCGGCCCAUCCCCACUGAGGCAAAGCAAACGGUGUGCAAUGUGCAUAUGCGUGCGUGUCGUGUCUGUAUGUGUGUUAGUGGGUGUGGUAUAGUAUGGAUGUAGUGUGUGGUGUAGUGUA